This is a messenger RNA of Mesorhabditis spiculigera, 201 nucleotides long. Lineage: Eukaryota; Metazoa; Nematoda; Chromadorea; Rhabditida; Rhabditidae. The record is from the annotation of a GenBank genome assembly.
AUGCUGGAGAACGCGAAGCAGUACGCAGUGACGGCAAAGUCUGACAUCACGGCCUUUGCGAACAACGCCUGCGCGCAGAUGACCAAGGGAAGGCCGCAGGACCAAUGCUACGAGCUGGCCGACAAGAAAAUCGACGAGUUGGCCAAGUUUGUUGACCAUCAAGUUAUUGAGGCGCUUUGGUGCGCCGAGCUGAACCAUUGU